AUGUCCGAUCCGGUGGUUUUACAGUCUGCGGUGCGAGUACCUACUCCCCCUCCAGGAGUAUCGUACUCGCCGCAGCCAUCCAGCGUGCGAAAACGUUCUCCUCCAUCUCGUUCGCCGUCGCCCAACCGUCGCAGGUCGCCUCCAGGUGGUCGCCCCAGAGAUACAACGGACUUGCCUUAUGUUGAUUCCGAUCGUGCGAAAGAGAGAGAACGACAUCUUGCGGAGAGAUUGCAACAACGGGAAACUCGAGACGCUCCGCGUAAACCGAUGACGGACGAAGAAAAGCAAGCUGCAGCAAAGGCUGAAUAUGACAAGCUACUCAAUAUGCGAUCAGGAGGAACAUAUAUCCCGCCAGCACGUUUACGCGCUUUGCAGGCUCAGAUUACAGACAAAUCUAGCAAGGAAUAUCAGAGAAUGGCGUGGGAGGCUUUGAAAAAGUCGAUUAACGGUUUAAUCAACAAAGUGAACGUGUCCAAUAUCAAACAUAUUGUGCCUGAGCUAUUUGGCGAAAAUCUGAUCCGCGGCCGAGGCCUAUUUUGUCGAAGCAUCAUGAAAGCCCAGGCUGCGUCGCUACCUUUCACGCCGAUCUAUGCCGCUAUGGCAGCUAUUGUCAACACAAAGUUGCCUCAGGUUGGAGAAUUACUACUUGGGCGACUGGUUGUUCAAUUUCGAAAAGCAUUCAAGCGAAAUGACAAAGCAGUUUGCAUUUCUUCCACUACCUUCAUUGCGCACUUGUGCAACCAGCAGGUAGUGCACGAAAUGGUUGCUGCACAGAUACUCUUACUUCUACUCCAUAAACCUACAGAUGAUAGCGUUGAGAUUGCGGUUGGUUUGACCCGCGAAGUCGGACAGCACUUAGAGGAAAUGAGCGGGCCUAUUGCUUUGGCGGUAUUCGACCAGUUCAGGAAUAUCCUACACGAAGCUGAUAUCGAUAAGCGUGUACAAUAUAUGAUUGAAGUCUUAUUCCAGGUCAGGAAAGAUCGAUUUAAGGACAACCCAGCGAUUCGGGAGGAACUCGACUUGGUUGAAGAGGAAGAUCAGAUCACUCAUCGGGUAGGAUUAGAUGAUGAGAUUGACACUCUGGAUGGACUGAAUAUUUUCAAAUUCGACGCUGAGUGGCAAGAGCACGAGGAUGCUUAUAAGAAAUUGAAGGCGGAAAUUUUGGGUGAAGGAAGCGACUAUGAAAGUGGCGACGAAUCCGAUGAUAGUUCCGAGGACGAGGAAGCAGAAGCGGAAAACCAAAUGGAGAUUCAAGACCAGAGCAAUGCUGAUUUGAAUGCUGUCACAAAUUGA
Molecule: messenger RNA, 1293 nt
Organism: Talaromyces marneffei
Lineage: Eukaryota; Fungi; Ascomycota; Eurotiomycetes; Eurotiales; Trichocomaceae
Exons: 2
Coding region: 1-1293 (430 amino acids)
Biological process (GO): mRNA splicing, via spliceosome
Cellular component (GO): catalytic step 2 spliceosome
Molecular function (GO): RNA binding; protein binding
Source: RefSeq, a predicted model, not a curated record